AUGGCCCAAUUGAAGAACAAAGCUGGAGAUGAUAAGGUUUUGGAACAUGUGUAUGUAGCAUUGGCUGUGGAUCCAUGCCUGACUCUUACCUGCCGUGUCACACCGCGCGACUUGACGCUUAUUGAUGACAGUUCUGUCAAAUCUGGCACCAGGAUCUCCGUGGACAUCAUUGGCGCAAACAAAAGUCGCCCAGUCAAUGCUCUUCCUACCCUCGGGCUCGCAGAUUACGGUAUUUUUUCAGGGCCAUUCUUCAAUGCAGUAGUGCCCCAAAUUAUGCACGAAAAUCCUCUCGCUCCCCGGGAUAACUUAUUCACCGGAAAGCGACAAGGCUGCACAUCGCAGAUGUAUAUCAACGGAAAGGGCAAGGUUGUUCCCUGGCCAGACUCUUUGACUAUUCAGAGGAUGCCUCCGAAACGUGCAUUUAUCUACUCGACGCACGCCAUUAUUACCUUCAAUGUGAUUUACUCUAUCCAACGAAUAGUCACUGAAGAAUGA
Messenger RNA from Desarmillaria tabescens, 495 nucleotides. RefSeq lists its product as uncharacterized. The coding region runs from base 1 to 495 and encodes 164 amino acids. The transcript is spliced from 6 exons. Lineage: Eukaryota; Fungi; Basidiomycota; Agaricomycetes; Agaricales; Physalacriaceae. The record is from RefSeq and is a predicted model, not a curated record.